Molecule: messenger RNA, 828 nt
Organism: Erigeron canadensis
Lineage: Eukaryota; Viridiplantae; Streptophyta; Magnoliopsida; Asterales; Asteraceae
Exons: 3
Coding region: 277-747 (156 amino acids)
Source: RefSeq, a predicted model, not a curated record
UCAUAUCUUUUUAAUUUGGAAUAUUGUGGCUUCUAAGUUGGAGAUAUAAGAAAUUGUUGCAUUUUUUUCUAAGGAAAUGAUUCUAGUAAAUCUUUGUUAUAAUUGUAAGAUCUCUAGCUGUAGGAAAAUAUAUCAAUUCUCAUAGUACAAACAAAUAUACAUAUUUACAAAACCGUUUAAACUCAAGAUUUUACUUCCAAAAUUAAUGUUCUUAUGGUUAUCUAUAAAUACUAACACAUCCUUUUUGGCCAAUUAUCAAAUCUUUGCUCGUUCCCCAUGGCACCCAAAAAGAAAGACUCUGACUCUGCAUUCACUAACUUUACCAUUAAGGUGAAUGUUGACCGCAGCUGGGAAAAGACGGUGGAAAAAGUUUUGAAAAGUGUUAAAGUAAGUCAAUUCCGAAUGGAAAACGAUGGAAGGGUCAACAUUCAGGGUUUCAUAAAUCCAAAUGUACUUCUGGAAUGUUUUCGGAAAGCAGGAAAAGAUGCACAGAUUGUGCAUUGGCAAUAUGGUGAAUGUUCUAGCAACUUGUAUGAUAAGACAGCGCCCUCGAACUAUUAUGGACACGGGUCAAGCAACUAUUACUACGGAGAUGGUUAUGACUAUGGUUAUAACAACAAUGGAUAUCAUAACAACGGUUACUAUGCAAACGGCUACCCUGGAUAUGUAAGUAAUGAUGCUUACAACAGCCAUACAGAAAAGCCAAGAAGAUCAAGUGGACAUGAUACAGGCUGCGGUAUAAUGUGAUAGAAUUUUAUUAUAAACUUAUGAAUGGGUACAAGUAUUCAAGUACUCAUUCUAGCAGUUAAUUACUAUAUGAAUGGUGGA